Molecule: messenger RNA, 516 nt
Organism: Rotaria sp. Silwood2
Lineage: Eukaryota; Metazoa; Rotifera; Eurotatoria; Philodinida; Philodinidae
Source: the annotation of a GenBank genome assembly
AUGCGUUUUACGGUGGCCACUAUUUCCAAUGAGUAUAAAUCAAUUUUUGAUGACUUCGACCUUGUAAUGAAAGGCCAAUAUAGUAAAAUCAUACGAAUUGAACGAAUUCAAAAUGAAUAUUGUUACCUUCAAUAUACCAUUCAUAGCCGAAGCUUCAAAAAUGAGUUAAAUAGUGAUACAGAAAAGCGUUUAUAUCAUGGUUGUCCAGAACAGGCAGUUACAUCGAUUAUAAAGCAUGGUUUCAAUAGAAAUUAUGCUGGACAACAUGGCACGGCCUAUGGUGUGGGCGUUUAUUUUUCAUCAAAUGCAGGUUACAGUCACUCUUAUGCAACUCCAGACGCUAAAGGAGAGCGACACAUGUUUCUAUCGCGUGUUCUGAUCGGAAAAACGUAUCCAGGAACUUCUUUUAUGAAAAUGCCACCUGAUGGAUUCCAUUCGACUACUGACGGAACUCAUAUUUUCGUCGUUUAUCAUGAUGCUCAAGCACAUGCCGAAUAUUUAAUUACAUAUGCAUAG